AUGCACAUGUCCAAUGGCAGCUUCAUCACUGAGUUCCUCCUCCUGGCAUUCACAGACACACGGGAGCUGCAGCUCUUGCACUUCUGGCUCUUCCUGGGCAUCUACCUGGCUGCCCUCCUGGGCAAUGGCCUCAUCAUCACCGCCGUAGCCUGCGACCACCACCUCCACACCGCCAUGUACUUCUUCCUUCUCAACCUCUCCCUCCUUGAUCUGGGUUUCAUCUCCACCACUCUCCCAAAGUCCAUGGCCAAUUCCCUGUGGGACACCAGGGCCAUUUCCUACUCAGGAUGUGCUGUUCAGAUCUUUUUCUUUCUCUUCUUGAUUGUAGGGGAGUACUGCCUUCUCACUGUCAUGGCCUAUGACCGCUAUGUUGCCAUCUGCAAACCCCUGCACUACGGGACCCUCCUGGGCAGCAGAGCUUGUGUCCACAUGGCAGCAGCUGCCUGGGGCAGUGGGUUUCUCUAUGCUGUGCUGCACACGGCCAACACAUUUUCACUACCACUCUGCCAAGGCAAUGCUGUGGACCAGUUCUUCUGUGAACUUCCCCAGAUCCUCAAGCUCUCCUGCUCAGACACCUACCUCAGGGAAGUUGGGGUUAUCAUUGUUAGUGCCUUUUUUGGUUUGGGGUGUUUUGUUUUCAUUGUGCUCUCCUAUGUGCAGAUCUUCAGGGCUGUGGUGAGGAUCCCCUCUGAGCAGGGACGGCACAAAGCCUUUUCCACCUGCCUCCCUCACCUGAUCGUGGUCUCUCUCUUUACCAGCACUGCAAUAUUUGCCUACCUGAAGCCCCUCUCCAUCUCUUCCCCAUCCCUGGACCUGGUGCUGGCAGUUCUCUACUCAGUGCUGCCUCCAGCAGUGAACCCCCUCAUCUACAGCAUGAGGAACGAGGAGCUCAAGAAUGCCAUUAGGAAAGUGUUUGCAUGGAUGUGUUUCAAUACUGAUAAACUUCCAAUCUCUCUUCACAAAUGA
Messenger RNA from Gavia stellata (red-throated loon), 966 nucleotides. RefSeq names its product olfactory receptor 14C36-like. Gene Ontology annotation, cellular component: membrane. The transcript has a single exon. The record is from RefSeq and is a predicted model, not a curated record. Bases 1 to 966 code for a protein of 321 amino acids. Lineage: Eukaryota; Metazoa; Chordata; Aves; Gaviiformes; Gaviidae. Gene Ontology annotation, molecular function: olfactory receptor activity; G protein-coupled receptor activity. Gene Ontology annotation, biological process: G protein-coupled receptor signaling pathway.